Wasmannia auropunctata (little fire ant) is the source of this 807-nucleotide messenger RNA. Its product is annotated as nuclear receptor 2C2-associated protein. The record is from RefSeq and is a predicted model, not a curated record. The transcript has 5 exons. The coding region runs from base 199 to 546 and encodes 115 amino acids. NCBI's taxonomy places the organism in Eukaryota, Metazoa, Arthropoda, Insecta, Hymenoptera, Formicidae.
AUCGCAUCAAAGUAACAGCAAUACAGGUUAUAUAUCUAGUUCAACGAGUUCAGAAGACGGAGGAGGUUAUGUUUAAUUCUGAAUUCGGAGCCUGUUUAUUAAAUCAACAAAUUCAGAAUACGGACUUUAUUUAAUUCGGAGUAUUUAGAAUAAAUCUGUCUAGUCCAACGAGUCCAAAAAAAAAAUAAGGAUACCAAUAUGCCUACCCUGUUGACAGAAAAGAACUUCGAGUGUCGGGUGAGUUCUGUGCUAAACAAGAACGUUCAAUCUUAUGGAAAGAUGUAUAUGUUUGAUAAUUGCAGCGAAACGUGUUGGAAUUCGGAUGCUGGAAGUCCACAGUGGGUUUUCAUUAGCUUUGAAGAAGAAUGCAGUCUUUCCAGCUUUGAGAUAGAAUUCCAAGGUGGAUUUGCUGGAAAGAAUUGUCAUGUAGAGGCCGGUAAUGAUAAAAAGGAGCUGACAAUUAUCCAAUCUUUUUCACCAGAAGAUACGAACAAGUUACAGCGAUUUAACUUGAAAAAUCAGAUUAGCGCCAAGGCUAGAGGCUGAAACUUUAUGUCGUCGACAGCAAAGCCUCCGUUACUGGCGCUUCCCUCAAGAAUAAGCCGAUACGGAGUUCGCGCUUCAAUCGCCACUUGUGCCGCCAUCCAGACCGGUCGCGGAUUAUUCAAUCCUUUGGCUGUUAGAGACCAUAACUGAAAUAAUGAAAUUAAAGGUUUAAAACAAGAGUGAACCAUAUUUAUACUGUUUCGUAAAAAAUGUUUAUUUCAUGCAUUUGAUAUUAAGUUGGAAGUAAAGCAGAAGUUAAAA